This is a messenger RNA of Brassica rapa (field mustard), 848 nucleotides long. RefSeq lists its product as uncharacterized. Lineage: Eukaryota; Viridiplantae; Streptophyta; Magnoliopsida; Brassicales; Brassicaceae. The record is from RefSeq and is a predicted model, not a curated record.
GUUUAUUAACAUUUAUAUGAGAGAGAGAGAGAGAGAGAGAGAGAGAGAGAGAGAGAGAGAGAGAGAGAGAGAGAGAGAGAGAGAGAGAGAGAAUGUGUAUAAAUACACCUACAAGUCGUUCUCGAGCUCUACCAAUCCGAAUCUCCGAGAAAGAUUCCUUUGUUUCAAGAACUGAGUAAACAAAAGAAAAGAAAAAAAUGGCAUCAUGGAAGAAAACAAUAGCAACACCAUUCAAGAAGGCAGCAACACUCUUCAACCAACCGCAGCAAUCGCCAAGAAAGGGUUGCGGCGGUGGAAAAAUGGAUGCCAAAGCGAGGGAAGAGCACGAGAGGAGGAUGGUAAGAGAGCUUCAAGGAGAAGUCAUGGCUUGUGGAUACGACGAUGUUCUCGUCAUGUGGUCUAUUCUCGACAAAUCUAACUCCUCCAAUAACCUCACUUCUUAACCCCAAACCAGACACCAAACAAAUGGUUUUCUUAUCUGCUUUUUGUACAUAUAUAUCAAAAGUGGUAGCGAUCACCUCCUUCUCCUCCUCUUCUUCCUAUAGUUACCCUCUCAUAUCUCUUUGUAAGGUCUAGUGAACUUUUUUUCGACGAAUUAUCGUCGAGAAUUUAGAUGUUGCUCUUUCCUCUUUUGAUAACCCACGUGAUUCUGUUACUGUGGGAUUUUUUUAAAAGAGGAAAAAAUCUUUCUUGAGUUUUAUAUCAUCUGCAUGAUAUGAUUAGGAUUAUAUUUGUUUAAGAACUCAAAAACUAGUUCUCCAUAAUGUAAAAGCCAUGUGUAUUGACCGAAGUUGCACAUGAGUCAAAUUAUUAAUCAGAAGAAAUAAAAUAAUUAUGAUAUUAUUCUA